This is a messenger RNA of Solanum dulcamara, 1338 nucleotides long. Its product is annotated as probable membrane-associated kinase regulator 6. Lineage: Eukaryota; Viridiplantae; Streptophyta; Magnoliopsida; Solanales; Solanaceae. The record is from RefSeq and is a predicted model, not a curated record. Bases 284 to 967 code for a protein of 227 amino acids. The transcript is spliced from 2 exons.
AUAUAUGGGGUUUGUCUUUCUAUUUUUUUCACUCUUUUCUUCAUUUCAUUUUCAGUUAUUAAUUGAAUUUGUCUGUAGUAGACCACCCCAUAUGUUAUUGUUAGAAAAAGGAUAUACAUCCUUCAAUAAAUGCUGGUUUCUUUUUAUUAUAUACAUAUAAAUGUACAGUAUUUAUUCCUUAUAUGAAUGAAGCUAGAGUUCACUCUUUGAAUUCAUUAAAGUCCUUUCCCUUUUCUUUGUGAUCUUUUCAGUUUCUGUAUUCAAUUUGAAUAUUGAGAAAGAUAUGGAAACUAAACAGUCUCUCUCAAUUGAGAGUUUUUCGUAUAGUUGGUUAGUAGAUUUGGGGGAUUCUUUCAGAGCUUCUAUGGAUGCAUCUGCUGAUGAUUAUGAAACCGCUUUUAUUGAGAUGGAUCCUACACUACCUCCUUCAAAGAGGUUUUUUAAUGUGAAUCCACAGGAUUUGAACUUUGAUUUUCCUACUUCUGAAUCUCCUUUAACUCUUGUUCAUGCUGAUGAACUCAUCUCAAACGGCUUCUUGAUGCCUCUGUUCAUCAAGAAGCCGAUGAAGAUGGAGUCGGAUUACCAAGUAAUUGAAUCCGACUCCAUCGCGAAUUCUCCGGUAUCUUCUGCUGCACAGCAGAAGGAAGAACGUAGCUCCUCCUCCUCCUGCAGGAGGGUGAAUCGUUGUGUAUCGUUGAGGAGAUGCCGGAGUUUGUCGAGACGAAUUUUGGUGAAGUAUUUGGAUUUUCUUAGGCCUUUUUGCCAGAAAAUAAGAUGUAGUAGAAUUGGUAGGUGCAGAUCAAGUAGUGGAAAGGAAGUGAUGAAGAAGUGGGAAUAUUGUUCAGCAGCAACAUCUCCAAGGACAAGUGUAGCUUAUUCUGUUGAUAAUUGGCGCAGAUCUUGUGAUUCUGAAAGCUCUAUUUAUGAAGCUGUUCUACAUUGCAAAAGAACAAUUAAUGGUAAAUAGAGAAAAUGAUUAGUAAAUUAAUGGGAUGAGAGGUCUGAAGAAGUUCACAUGUCACUGAAUACAAUAAUUGUCACUUUGUAUAGCUCUUUCUCUUCUUCAAGAAUGGGAUUGUGAAUUUUUUUGUCUUCUUGAAAGAAGUGGAAAAAGCUCCAAGGAAAAUUGUUUGAGCCAUGAGAAAAAUAUUCUUGGAAUUUUUGAAGAUUACCAUAUAUCUUCAUGAUGACUCAUAUUUUUUUUUGUCUCCUUUUUUAUCUCUCUCCACCCUAUAGAGGAAGAGCACAAUUCCAACUGGGAAAUUAUCAUGCUUUUUAUGAUUUGUAUAAAGUUUUAUUGGAACAAUAAUAUUUCAGAAUUACUAUAUUGUAUCAUCA